Paraphaeosphaeria sporulosa is the source of this 633-nucleotide messenger RNA. RefSeq names its product DUF431-domain-containing protein. Gene Ontology annotation, molecular function: protein-arginine omega-N monomethyltransferase activity. The record is from RefSeq and is a predicted model, not a curated record. Lineage: Eukaryota; Fungi; Ascomycota; Dothideomycetes; Pleosporales; Didymosphaeriaceae. The transcript is spliced from 5 exons. Bases 1 to 633 code for a protein of 210 amino acids. Gene Ontology annotation, biological process: peptidyl-arginine methylation.
AUGGCAGACGUCAAGCCGCCGGGCAAGACCUUCGUGGUCGAGCACUUGGACGAUGAGCUCGAGGCAUGGUCCUCGCUCGAGUAUGCGGCCAUUGCCUCUGAAUGCCACGCUACUGGAGCACAAUUUUUGCUGUCUUCAGUCCCCACCUCGCUGAAGCUUCCGCCCAACCUGCAGCAAGCGAAAGGCCUGAAUGUUGAAACAAGAAGCAUUGAAGAAAUCUACGCCGACAAAAAGGACAAAGUAUGUCUACUCGACCCCGCAGCAGCCAAAGACCUUGGCCCAGAAGAUGGUGACACCUUCGACAUCUUCUUGUUCGGUGGCAUUCUUGGCGAUGAUCCACCCCGAGAUCGGACCUCCGAGCUGCGCAAGAAGGGCUACCAAGGCCGCCGCCUAGGACCUGUUCAAAUGUCGACCGACACUGCCGUGCGUGUCACGAGAAUGGUGGUCCAGGAUAGAAUCGCUGUUGACAAAAUCCCAUAUCUCGACCAUCCUGAGCUCAAGAUCAACAAGAAUGAAAGCACACAGAUGCCAUUCCGAUAUGUGAAGGGCGAGAACGGAGAACCCAUUAUGCCGGAGGGUAUGGUUGAAUUGAUUAUCGAAGACUCGGCUAAGGGACUUAACGACCUUUUGUGA